UGAAAAAAGAAGAGAGAGCAUAAAAAGAACACAAUAACAGACAUUUCCUCAAAUCUGCAUCAAGAUGGGAACCUUUUGCCUCAGGGUGUCCUUUUGGUUGGUGAUGAUUGGAUGUGUGACCAGUGAUAAUCCUGAGAGAUACAGCACAAAUCUAAGUGAUCGUGUGGAAGAUUUCACCACUUUUCGUGGGACAGAACUCAGCUUCCUGGUCACCACCCAUCAACCCACUAAUUUGGCCCUACCCAGCAAUAGCUCAAUGCACAUCUAUUGCCCACAGCAGACUAAAAUUACUUCAGCUUUCAAAUACAUUAACACUGUGAUAUCUUGUACUAUUUUCAUCGUGGGAAUGGUGGGGAAUGCAACUCUGCUCAGGAUCAUUUACCAGAACAAGUGUAUGCGGAAUGGCCCCAAUGCACUGAUAGCCAGCCUUGCCCUUGGAGACCUUAUCUACGUGGUCAUUGAUCUCCCUAUCAAUGUUUUUAAGCUGCUGGCUGGACGCUGGCCUUUUGACUACAAUGACUUUGGCGUAUUUCUUUGCAAGCUGUUCCCCUUUUUGCAGAAGUCCUCAGUGGGGAUCACCGUCCUCAAUCUCUGUGCUCUUAGCGUCGACAGGUACAGAGCUGUUGCCUCCUGGAGUCGUGUUCAAGGAAUUGGGAUUCCCUUGGUCACUGCCAUUGAAAUUGUCUCCAUCUGGAUCCUUUCCUUUAUCCUGGCCAUCCCUGAAGCAAUCGGCUUCGUCAUGGUGCCCUUUGAAUACAAGGGUGAACAACACAAAACUUGUAUGCUCAAUGCCACAUCAAAAUUCAUGGAGUUCUACCAAGACGUAAAGGACUGGUGGCUAUUCGGGUUCUAUUUCUGCAUGCCCUUGGUGUGCACUGCAAUCUUCUAUACGCUCAUGACUUGUGAGAUGUUAAACAGGAGAAACGGCAGCUUGAGAAUUGCCCUCAGUGAACAUCUUAAACAGCGUCGAGAAGUGGCAAAAACCGUUUUCUGCUUGGUUGUAAUUUUCGCUCUUUGCUGGUUCCCCCUUCAUUUAAGCCGCAUUCUGAAGAAAACCGUAUACGAUGAGAUGGACAAGAACCGAUGUGAAUUACUCAGUUUCUUGCUGCUCAUGGAUUACAUCGGUAUUAACUUGGCAACCAUGAAUUCAUGUAUAAACCCCAUAGCUCUAUAUUUUGUGAGCAAAAAAUUUAAAAAUUGCUUCCAGUCUUGCCUCUGCUGCUGCUGUUACCAGUCCAAAAGUCUGAUGACCUCGGUCCCAAUGAAUGGAACAAGUAUCCAGUGGAAGAACCAUGAACAAAACAACCACAACACAGAGAGGAGCAGCCAUAAGGACAGUAUAAACUAAGCCUCUUGGAAACAUUCAUCAGUAUUCCUUCAAAUCCUAUUGGAGAAAAAUCACAUUGCAGCUGUGUCUCCGGAAACCUCUUCUCCAGUCCUUCUUCUCCUUUAACUCAGUCUCACUCCCUGGGGGGAGAAAUGCUUCCAAAACAUCACAGGUUGGACUGGUUAUACCUAAAACUUCUGUGUAUCUUCUAAUUUACAUAUUCUGCAUAUUAUAUUGAGCACUAAAAAAUGGUGGGAGUUGGGGGGAAAGGAGGCUAUUAAAUGAAACCAGAAAGAUAUUCCCACUUUUGCAUGAACAUAGAGUUUUCACGGCCGUGACCAGCUUUCGUGACAGUUCUACCAAACAUUCAGUGAGAACUGAUCACAUGAAAUUUCAGAGAUUAUGACAAAAUUUUCUAUUUUUAAAGUGAUUUUUUUUUUGGCCAAACACAGUAUGGGUUUAAGCCACUUUUAUUGGAAAUGUCAUUCACUGCCAGUAU
This is a messenger RNA of Trichechus manatus latirostris (Florida manatee), 1826 nucleotides long. It is a transcript of the gene EDNRA, whose product is annotated as endothelin receptor type A. NCBI's taxonomy places the organism in Eukaryota, Metazoa, Chordata, Mammalia, Sirenia, Trichechidae. Gene Ontology annotation, molecular function: endothelin receptor activity. Gene Ontology annotation, cellular component: plasma membrane. The transcript has 7 exons. The record is from RefSeq and is a predicted model, not a curated record. Gene Ontology annotation, biological process: vasoconstriction; endothelin receptor signaling pathway; regulation of blood pressure. Bases 65 to 1348 code for a protein of 427 amino acids.